Molecule: messenger RNA, 2221 nt
Organism: Daldinia decipiens
Lineage: Eukaryota; Fungi; Ascomycota; Sordariomycetes; Xylariales; Hypoxylaceae
Product: alpha/beta-hydrolase
Exons: 4
Coding region: 322-1977 (551 amino acids)
Source: RefSeq, a predicted model, not a curated record
GUUUAUAAAUACAAGUUUACAAAUACAAAUAACCCCUAAGAUUAAAGAUUACGGAUUCGUACCGGGAAUAAAUAAUACAAGGAUCGUCCCCUUAACCGAAUGCGAACUCAACAUUCCCAAUCCACGAAUUACACUCCUGCAUUGUAAAUCCUCCUAGCUCGUUCCUCUAGGUUAAGCCUUCAGCUGAAUGUCUUUGUUUCUACGGAUGCGAAUCCGAUUGCAUAGCCAUGCGGCACAGCGGAAGAGAACUAUCCAUCAUCGCUAUAUCUACUAAAUAUAAAGUGCUAAGAUUUCCGACUCCUGUGGAAGGCUACACUUUCAAUGCGCUCAACCAAGAUAAAUCUAUUUAAUCUCAUAAUGUACUUUAGAGGCAAUCCUUUAGGCAGCCUGACCUUUUUUGCCUUGUCUGGGUUUAAGAGUGUGAAGACAAGCAGCGGGAUAGUCCAUGGCGGUCAGUGCAGCACAACCGACGUAAACUACUUCUACUCGAUUCCGUACGCGAAACCGCCUCUAGGCGAACUACGCUUUGCACCUCCAGAGCCCUACAAUAAUUCUCGCGGCGUGAUCAACGCCACGAUACCGGCACCAGCUUGCAUUCAGUUCUCGGGAUUAUUCGAUGAGAAGACUGCAACGAGCGAAGACUGUCUUUUCCUGGAUGUUUGGGCCCCGGUCUCUGCUACUCCUGAGUCAAAACUUCCCGUGAAGGUAUGGCUAUACGGAGGAAGCAAUGAAGGCGGUGGGAUUUCAAAUCCGACAUAUAAUGGCUGUUUCUCUGCUGCAGACUCCAUUGUCGUCUCUAUCAACUACCGCCUCGGUCCUUUGGGAUUCUUGGCCCUGUCGGAUCUUGGCCUCACCGGAAACUAUGGCAUCAUGGAUCAACUUCUUGGCCUACGCUGGGUGCAGGAGAACAUCGUAGGGUUCGGCGGUGAUCCGAAUAAAGUACUACUCUUUGGACAAUCCGCCGGCGCUAUUGACUCUUUCGUUCUUGCUACGUUACCGGAAGCACCAGGAUUAAUGCGAGCUGCUGCUUUAGAAUCUGGAGCUGGGAGAGAUAUAGCGACAGUGGCCGACGCGGGAAUAUGGUAUUCAGAGUUCCUUUACGCGAUGAACUGCACAAAUCAUGACUUGUCAUGUCUUCGAAGCGCCCAUGUCGAUAGACUCCAAGCCGCAGUGGCUGCGAUGCCAAGCACUAGCAUAAUGACCGUUAAUACGGCCCUCGUCAAUAAUGGCACAAGGUCAUCUUGGACCCCCGUGAUCGAUGGAAAGGUAAUCAAAGAGCAACCAUCAACUAUCGGAGUUAGGGUCCCUUCAAUAGUAGGAGCCACUACUAGGGAGGGCUCUAUAUUCGUCUUAGCUUCCUACGUCACAACCUGGAAGGGAAAAGCUCCUAGUCUAUCAGACUAUGAUGAUUUCCUAACCCUAAACUUUGGACCACUAGCGACACGAGUAAAUGAGACGUUUCCAUUAGCCUCUACCUUUAACGGUUCAACACUUACCGCUAUGGAGGCUAUUCUCACCCAGGUAUCAUACCAGUGUCCAUCAUACCGGGCUCUACAACUGGCAGAGAAGAAAGGGAUUCCUGUAUGGAGCUACCGAUUCGCUCACGAGCCUAGUUGCGCCUGGUUUGCCACGAUAGAGGCGGAUUGGAUACCUCGCCUAGGGGCAACGCACACGAGCGAGGUCCCAUUCGUGUUUAACUUUACCAGUGCGAUGCCACCCCCUAGCGGGAAUUGCACCUUCUCCAAAGCAGAGCAAGCAAUGGCCCAUGAGAUGAGUCGCGCGUGGACAAACAUGGCACAGAUGGGGAUGCCGGGUGACAAGAGUAUUUGGCCUGCCUGGACUUCGCACGAAAGCAAAGGCGUAGUACUCGAUGAUGCAAUGGAUGUUGGUGUGGUUGAUUAUGCUACUUGUGAUUUCUGGGGGGAAAUUAAUGAGGAUCUUAAUAAGUACUGGAGGUCGCAAUCAAGUCAUGCAUGAUGCUAUCUCUAUAAAAUAUGGUUAGGCUAAUUUUCGGUUCUUACCCCUCGACAUCAUUGAGGAUUAGGGGCUCAGCAGCGUCGAACACUUGUCUAAGAUAAUGUAUUUUGUCCAUAGAAUCAACCGCCGUGCCUUAAUUUAUUCCGCCACCUAGCUUAAUAUAAUAAUCUGGUAUCAGUAUAAAAUACUAUUCAUUGCGGAUAGAAUAGUGACGGCGAUGAACAAAACAAUCAACAUAGCCCGG